Papaver somniferum (opium poppy) is the source of this 787-nucleotide messenger RNA. RefSeq lists its product as uncharacterized. The coding region runs from base 52 to 774 and encodes 240 amino acids. The record is from RefSeq and is a predicted model, not a curated record. The transcript has 5 exons. Lineage: Eukaryota; Viridiplantae; Streptophyta; Magnoliopsida; Ranunculales; Papaveraceae.
GUUUUCCUUUAUAAAUCGUCCUCUAUCUUUCUCUGAAUCAAAGAAAAAGCAAUGGCAUAUCGUCACCAAUCACCUUUCCUGAGACAGUUGAAAGUCAAUGACCCAAAAGAUAUCCCCAACAAUAUGUGUUUGCACACAUACGUUAUCGAUAUACCAGGUGUGAAGGAAGAGGAUGUCAAAAUUCGUGUUAGUGAAGGUCGAUUUCUCAUUAUUGAAGCACACGGCUAUAAAGAGGCUGUGUCAUCCUUGCCAGCUGAGACGGAAAGUUCAAGGAAGAGGUCUCGGGAGACGAUGGAAGAGACUGAGAGGAAGCACCGGAAGAUGCUGGAAGAGAUUGAGAGAAGGGUCCAGGAGCAGAUGAAUCUCCAGGAGGAGUUGGAGGAGUUGGAAGAGCUGGAAGAGUUGAACAGGAUGUCCCAGCAACAGGCAGCACUUUUUGCUAAUAUGGCUGGAUAUCCUUUCUUGCAUCCAGCGAGCUAUCAUUUUUCCUCAGGCUCUGAUCAAGCAUACGGUAUUAACAACACAUACCAUCAUUCUCCGGCUGCUGUACAUGAUGCAGGGAUGAAUUAUACACUUCCACCAUUCGAUUUCAGUGUUCCUUCGAGCAGCUUUCCUCCAGCAGCUCCUAUUCCUUUUGGCCAUGGAGGGUUUGCAGGUUCUGCCAACUUUCAUGGAACCCCUGCAAGCUCAACCACUGGCUAUGAUGAUGCCACAAACUCAGGUGUGUGGAUACUGUUGGCGCAAUGCGGAAAUGUGAUGGGUUUAUGGAAAUGAUUUUGAAAGAGAG